AUGGGAAGAACCUACAUCGUAGAAGAGGCUGUUGGCCAAUAUCUUUCAAACAUUAAUCUCCAAGGAAAAGCUUUUGUUUCUGGUCUUUUAAUAGGACAGUGUUCUUCACAAAAGGAUUAUGUGAUUCUUGCCACUAGAACACCACACAAAGAGGAACAAAAUGAGAGCCUCAGACAUGGAAAAGCUAAAUUGGACAACUUGGAUGAAGAAUGGGCCACCGAGCAUGCCAACCAGGUAUCCAGAAUGCUUCCAGGGGGACUUUUAAUUCUUGGAGUAUUUAUCAUUACUACUUUAGAACUGGGAAAUGAUUUCCAAAAUGUCCUACGCAGACUAGUCUUUGCUGUUGAAAAGUCAAUGAAUAAAAAGAGACUAUGGAGUUUCACAGAUGAGGAAGUCUCAGAACGAGUGACGCUUCACAUUUGCUCCUCUACAAAAAAAAUAGUUUGUCGAACUUAUGAUAUCAAGGACCCAAAGAGUUCAGCAAAACCAGCAGAUUGGAAGUAUCAAAAUGGACUAUCAACUUCCUGGCUUUCCUUGCAGUGUACAGUUCACAUUAAUAUUCAUAUUCCCCUUUCUGCUACUUCUGUCAGCUAUACUCUGGAGAAAAAUACGAAGAAUGGACUUACACGUUGGGCCAAGCAAAUAGAAAAUGGUGUAUAUUUGAUUAAUGGGCAAGUUAAGGAUGAAGAUUGUGACCUACUAGAAGGGCAGAAAAAAUCUUCGAGGGGAAAUAUACAAGCGACUCAUCAUUCUUUUGAUGUUAGGGUUCUAACGCAGUUGCUCCUUAAUUCAGACCACCGAUCCACAGCCACAGUCCAGAUUUGCAGUGGUUCUGUAAACCUUAAGGGUGCUGUGAGAUGCAGAGCUUAUAUUCAUAGUCAUAAACCCAAGGUUAAAGAUGCUAUACAGGCCAUAAAGAGAGAUAUAUUGAACACAGUUGCUGAUCGUUGUGAAAUACUGUUUGAGGACCUGCUUAUGAAUGAAAUUCCAGAAAAAAAAGUUAUGAGCUCUGAAAAAGAGUUCCACAUCCUUCCUCACCGAGUUUUUGUACCCAUCCCUGGAUCCACUGUAAUGUUUUGUGACUACAAAUUUGGUGAUGAGUCAACUGAAGAAAUCAGGGAGCAUUUUAUAGAGAUGUUAGAUCAAAUUAUUAAAACAGAAGACUUACAAAAUGCAGAAGAAAUAACCACAGCUUGUAUGAGUUCCUCUGUGGAAAGUGAAGCUUCUUUGGAUAACACAGAUGAUGAACCCCCAAAACAACCAAUUAAAACUACAAUAACAUUGAAAAUUCGUCAAAACAUAGGUGCGAUUACAGCCUUUGCAGUGGCACUCCUUGCUGCAGGUAUCUCCUUUCAUUACUUCAGUGACUAG
Elephantulus edwardii (Cape elephant shrew) is the source of this 1371-nucleotide messenger RNA. RefSeq names its product chromosome unknown open reading frame, human C1orf27 (gene ODR4). Gene Ontology annotation, cellular component: endomembrane system. Gene Ontology annotation, biological process: intracellular protein localization. Bases 1 to 1371 code for a protein of 456 amino acids. Lineage: Eukaryota; Metazoa; Chordata; Mammalia; Macroscelidea; Macroscelididae. The record is from RefSeq and is a predicted model, not a curated record. The transcript is spliced from 13 exons.